AUGACGACAAACAAGGAUAUCGGUUGGAAAUAUGCUAUUAAAGUGGAUGGGGAGAGAAGCACUGAAUGCAAAUUUUGCCAUCACAGAUCAAAUGGGGGCAUUACUCGUGUAAAAGAACAUUUAGAACAAACCCUGAAAGGUGUUGCACCUUGUGAUAAGGUUCCAGUUGAGGUGAGCAAGGAAAUUAGAGACAGUCUUCAAACUUUCAAGACUCUAAAAAACAAGAGGAAUGAAUUGCUAUGGGAGAUUGGUGCGGUUCCAACGGGCAGUAGAUUGUCUCAAUCUAUUUCUGAUACGGACGGUUUUUCACAAGGAGGAAGUAAUAGCCAUUCUAAAGGCACCGGCACAUUGGACAAGUUUGUCCUUUCCGAACCGAGACAGACAACUAUAAAUUCAGCAUACAAAAAAGAAUUAAAAAAACAGAUUGAUCGUUGUGUUGCUCGUUUUGUGUACUCUGCGAGACUUUCCUUCAAUGUCGUCAACGAUCCUCAUUGUUUACCGUUGAUCGAGGGAAUUGGGGAAUAUGGUAAAGGGUACAAACCGCCUUCCAUGCAUGAACUAAGAACGCGAUUGCUUAAAUCCGAGGAAGUUAAAGAUGAAUUAUAUGCGUGCAUGGACCAAAUGUUAUCGCCCGACGAUCGUCUUCAAGUCGAUAUUCAAUUGGAUUUUUAUGACAAUGCACAAGGAGAAUUUGGAAGUCCAAUUGCUAAGAAGUCUAGAAUGUUGCGUUCUCCAGAAGAUCCCGCCCUCCCGAAUAAUACUACUUGGCUUGUUGAUGAUGAGUUGUUUGAAGGGGAUCCUAUUGUUAGUAUGCCAUCGGAAACCUUUUUUGAUAGCCUUAUGGAUUCGGAUAAGCGAGUUGAAAAUGAAGAUCAAAAUCAUUCUCCAAUUAUGAAGAAGAAAAGAGUCGGUGAAAGCUCAACGAAUAUUGAGCUGUUACUGAGGUAUGAGGUGGUCGAGUCCCCGACCAUGCCCAUUUGA
Striga hermonthica is the source of this 981-nucleotide messenger RNA. NCBI's taxonomy places the organism in Eukaryota, Viridiplantae, Streptophyta, Magnoliopsida, Lamiales, Orobanchaceae. The record is from the annotation of a GenBank genome assembly.